AUGAGCAAAUUCGAAUGGAAGCCUAAAAUCCGUAAUUACAAAACGGAAGAAAUUGAUAUCAAUAAUAAUUAUGCGAAUGGGCUUGUAAAAUUGGGAAAUAUUCAAACAGCGGACCAUCCUCUCUCGAACAAGAAAAAGAACAAUGCUGUAAAAGUGGUGAUGGCAUCAUCGGACCCUCUUUCAUCUUCUUCUGGAUUGGAUCCUUUGAGAGCAGGGUCUCCAUUACCAUAUGUUGAUCCUUUAUCAGCAAGAUUGGAUCAUCAACCAUCUCUGAUUAUAACUGGCCAGCUAAAUAGACAAAUUGGGUCUAGACAGAAAGCUGGAUAUCUUAACUGGGCCUAUAAGAAGCAAAAGUAUCUGAAAAAGUACACCACAGAUAAGAACAUUCCGAUUAUUUCUAAUAUUAUGGAAGAGGAGGAAGGAAAAGUUAUCAAACUCGAGGACCGAUUGAAAAUGAGAUUGGAUGAAUUAGAUAGGGAAGAAAAAGAACAAGAUACACAAUAUAUGGCACAAAAAGACUAUCUUCGCCAUUUAGAAAAGCUCAACGAAGAGCUAAAGGAUGCUUGGAACAAUCAAAAUGAUCGUGUGAAAUCUCUCAAAAUCGUAAUUAAGUGCUCAAAAAUUUUGGGAAGAAACACUGUUCCUCAAUUCUAUCCAAGCAUGUUUGUGCUUGUUAGCGAGGUUUUGGAUACUUUCGGCAAACUGAUCUAUAAAAGAAUUGCAGAGAAAAACUCAAAGACAGAUCCAAUCACUGGUAAAGUAAUUUCAAAGUUACCCAAGAAUUUUACAGUUCACGAUGUCACCGAGGAUGCUAAAGAAGUUUGUAGAAAUUGGCACUACAAAGUUGCAUCUAUUCGUGAAUUGCUUGGAAGAGUAUAUCUUGAAAUGACCAUCCUUUCUAGCUACAAAUUCUUAUAUGAAGGCGACAAGCGACUCAAGAAAGAUUUGGUUAGACUUGCUAAAGAAAUAAGAGGUAUUGGUGAUCCUCUAAUUGCUAAUUAUGCUCGCUGUUAUUUAGCAAGAAAAGGCUUCGAAUUACUUCCAGAUGAGAAAGAUUAUUUAAUGAUUUUGUUUGACGACUUUGUUUUUACCCAACAACAAUUUGAAGAAGAUCAUUUCCAAAAAUUCCUCAACAAAACUGGAAUUAAUAGAGGACAGUAUAUGGAUCUUUUAGCUCCUCCUUUGGAUUGGAUUCUUGAGGUCUUGGGAAAGGAUGCUGGUGAACCAUUAUUCCACAAAGUUCUAGAUAGAUAUCAAAAAGAAGGAAAAUCUAGCGCUAUUUUCUUGAACAGUAUCAUCAGCUCGUUUGAGGCCCACUUAGUAUCUCAUGCAGCCUCAAUAUUAAUAUAUGAAAUUAAGCAAUGUGAUGAUUCAUUACCAAAGCAUCAACUUUUUAAAUCUCUUGGAGAACAAUUUUGUGUUUGUCCACCUGACGAUAGCCACAAAUUGGAGCUUUUGAACGAGAUAUGGAAAUAUGUGACGGCCAUGAAAGACAUCAAAGAUUACAUUUCAGUUGUAGAAGUUUUCAUAGAAUUUGUUUGCAAAUCUUUCACUUUGAAAGAAGUGAACAUUUUGAUGAAAGACUUGUUGAACCAUCUCAAAUCAAGCGGACUUACAACAUUUGAAACAGUAGAAGAAGAGAUUCAAAAUAUUCUUCUUACUGUUUUAGAAAACACUGACGAUUUUAUUAAGGUAUUCAACCUUCAACAGUUUUUACCUCUCUUUGAUAUGCUCUCUACAACUAGAAAAGUUCAAGUCAGCAAGGGAAUGCUCAAGGCAUUUGCUAAAAGAAAGAGCGCAACCGCAGCAGAUCCAGUUGUUAUCAGCUCACUGUUCGAUCUUGCCAUUACAGUUCAUGACUCUGUAAAUGCUCUUUCCGAAGAAUUUGAGAAGGAAGAAGUUUGUGAAGCAUUGGUUGGAUUUGUUAAUGGUAUAGAUUUUGGUAUGGCUCUCGAGAAACAACUCAACUUUUUCACCGAUUGCAGACGAUCGUUCUGCAUGUUUGACAGAAUUAAUGAAGCUCUGGUCAUCAAAACGUUGAAUAUGAUUGCAAAGACCUACAAGUUCGUUAAAGCUCAACACACGACAAAAACCAGCUCUUUUGUCAAGGCAUGUGUGUCCUUCUGCCACAUUACCAUUCCAUCACUUUCAAACUUAUUCAAGAGAACCAAACUUUUUGUCCUUACUGGUCAAUAUGCGGUAAUGAAUAACUUGCUGCCACAAGCUAAUGCUCUCUUCAAGAUUGCAAUCGAAACAAUGAAUAGCAUUCCAAGAAUUGAAACUCUUCCCGAUAACACAGUUGUAGAUAACACGGAAGAAUUAGUCUCCAUGAUUUGUUGGAUUUCAAGCUGUUUUGUUUCUGUACCAGGACACCCAGAACAAGGUCCAUUCUACCUUAUGAGAGGACUGUUAAAUCUUAUUCAAGAAUAUGAUUGGGGCACCGGAUCUGAUGCAAAGAUAAGACUAUUUAUUUACACUCUAUCUACGUUGAGCGCGCUCUCACAACAAACUCUUCCAUAUCGAUACACUGGUGUCAGUAGCAAUGACGAAUUGUUUAUGGAAGAUGAUGACUACAAAGAACAAUUGAUUGCAAUUGGAAAUACCAUCAUUGAAAAAGCUGUUGAAGAAAUAAUUGCUCUGGGCAAAGAUGAAGAUUUCUCAUCCAAGAAAAAAGCAAGCUCUUUGUGCUGCUGA
This is a messenger RNA of Naegleria fowleri, 2694 nucleotides long. RefSeq lists its product as uncharacterized. Bases 1 to 2694 code for a protein of 897 amino acids. Gene Ontology annotation, biological process: endocytic recycling; retrograde transport, endosome to Golgi; protein transport. Lineage: Eukaryota; Heterolobosea; Eutetramitea; Acrasida; Naegleriidae. The transcript is spliced from 3 exons. The record is from RefSeq and is a predicted model, not a curated record. Gene Ontology annotation, cellular component: retromer, cargo-selective complex; endosome.